AUGCCGCUUGAAGAGAUCAGCCCCAACAUCCAAAAAGAUGGCCCCCAGAAUGGUGCCAAACAGGAUGAGACGGCGCCGGGGACGUCCACGACCUCACUUACCUCCAGUGCCGUGCAGAGCAUGUUGAGAAACACGACCGAGUUGGGAGACAGUGGCCCAUUCGCAGUUCGUCCUCCACGCAUUCCUCGUUCUGGUUCCCGGCCUCAGUCCUCCAAACGUCGUGCUGGUUCCUUUGACACCUCAUUCAACCCUCAGCUCGAGCACCAACGACUCCCGCGACGACGCUCCCACCGCCACCACGGACCACGGCCAGUCCCAUCGUCUUCGGCCUUAUCAGGGCGAGAGACCAUCCACUCUACACAGACAUCCCUUCGCUCAGGGUUUCGCCCCAAGAGAGCCGGUCCUCGUCAUCGAUCCUCCCAUGUCGCCGGCCCCAGGGUCCCUGCGCAUCCGCUCCACUCGCACAGGUCGCUGAUCACUCUCCGCAGCCACCGCGACUUCCACAGCCUCCAUUCGAGCUCUCCUAUGAUCGUUUCCGGUCACAGACGCCGGCCUGGAUAUCGAGCUUCGUCCCCGGCCUUAAGUGAGGCAUAUCCGUACAGAUAUGGUGCAAGACAUGGCUAUCCAAGAGUGGGAAGUGUCGGGACGGUUGCUUCUUCCCCUGUCUCUACGCACCAUUUGCGUCCAGGUCCACCUGUAUACCCACCUGAGCUGAACAACUCCAUGUCCUCCUUCGUCCGGCUACCAUCGCCAGCGGUCUCGUCCUUGAACGGAUUCCCCGUCAACGCUUAUCCGCACCCAAGAACGACUACCCCCAUGUCCAAUUCUCUCCAGAGUUUCCGGCCGGUCUGGAAUCACAGUGCUGCCUCAUCUCGGGGUCUGCCACAGUCUCCGACUGGGUCUACAGCACCUCACUACUAUGAUUAUUCCGAAUCAUUUCUCGAGGAGGAUUGCUUCUCACCCCCGAAUGACCCUUCUGUAGCCAAUCUUCCCUUCAACAUGGACCAGACAAUCCUAGGCAACCUCCCCGCCCCCGAACGGCGUCAGGCUCAAUCUCCUUUCGGCACGGUCCCAGGUUCAGCCUUUCACCCAUUGGAGCUACCAACCGUACACAAUCGUCAGCCCAGCGAGCAGUCAAAGCAAUCUAAAUACAGUUACGCCGGAAAUAUUCCACCCCGAAAGUCAAGUCUCGGAGCCACCACUGCGCCAUCUGUGACCGAAAGGCUUCCUCCUGCCGAUCAGGACUACCUCGAUGGACGGUCCAAAGACGAAAAGGACAAUCCUCGAGCAUCAACCGCCUCACGUCGAACAUGCGCCUCAGAUCACUCGAGUGCAUUCUUCCCAAACGCCACUCGGAGCCCACGCGACCUGACAACUCUUGCAGCCCGAGUGCACUCCCCUGUCUUCGACCACAAGCCUUCCAUCUCUGGGCUGAUGGAAUACGGAGAUCGAAAGUGUGAUGGCAACCCCCAAACAGCAUUCAGUGACAUCCAACGCGCCCGUUCUCAUUGGGAAUUGCCGUCGUUCAGUUUUAGACCACUUUCCUUCGGUUCCUACUCGCCUGAGUUAAAGGAACGACCAAAGACAUCUGGCGGCAUUGGUUCGAAAGAGCGCCCCGAGAUAUUGUCGCCAAUGCCUGAACGCCCAAUGUCCUCACAGAGUAGGAAACGAUUUAGCCGUAUCCUCGAAAUACCUGACAACUAUGUCACCGACCGGGGAGAUGCACCUCAUCACGUUCAGACCUUCUCUCGGCUUGACGCCGUGGAAGAACAUCCGGAUUUGCAGUCGCUCGAAAGGGUUCUGUCACCGCAACUACAGGAUGGAUCAAAGCUCGAUGUUGCCGAGCAGCAAGACCCGUGGGAGAAUGCGGCUAGUGAACAAGCUGUCCCAAAUGUCACCGGAGAUGCCAGCCAGAUUACCAUCCAUGAAAUAUCAACUAUCGAGUCACUUCUCGAUGGACAUAUUGAAUGCUUGGGCCUGAACGAUGAUGGGACUGAGGGCGAAGAUGGACGUUCCCAAUCAGACAGCCCUUGCCAGCAUUCAGUUGCGGCACCCGACAGCAGCGGAGAGAGUACCAUUAGAGCACCGUCCAGUAUGCCGCGGAUUCUGUCGCCAUGGAACUUGAGGCCAACAACCUCGAGCUCGACUAUACGGCACUCCAGCCUCACAAGUUCUGAGAGGCGCCAACUUGUACCACGUCGUCUAUUUGCCAGUAUGGAUGCCAGACUCCCACCUGGAGCCAUUCUGCAGGACUGUCAAGUCAACUCCACGUCUGUCUUGUCGUCCUCUAGCUCAAGGAAUCGGGGGAAUUCGUCUGGCUGGCAGACGCUCCAGUCGACCAGUGGACUCCUAGCUUCAGAGUCAACCAAGUCUAAUCGAUCUAUCGCCAAGUGCUCUUUGACAUCGGGUGAUAUGGCCGACAUUGACUCCCAUCCGUCAAAAACCAGAUUCAAGGUCAGGAGAUUUUCAGAGCUGAGUCUAAGCCCGGGGACAGUUAACGGCUUGCCGAGCAGGGGAGGCACGCAUGCUCAUCGCAGAUCCAAAAGUGACAUGCUGGCCAGACAAGAGUCGCAUCAGCGACGGCGAGCGCGAAUACUGAUGAAGAGUAAGAGAAAGUCACAGAGCGUGAGGCAGCUGGGUGUCCCUGAACAAACCGGGCAGUUGCUGGAUGACGGCGAUCGAGAGGAAGAAUGGACAACUGAAGAUUGGCCUGAAAAGAUGAGCGAAACCGCGCCUGCCCCUGGAUAUGCCGAGUUGAGCGCGGAUUCAGUGACAGCACUGCCACCGACAACGAUAUCUGAAGUGAGUGUUCUUGCGCCUACGUCGAUGCCAAGGAGAUGGACCAGUAUGCUAGCUGCGAUGCCUGAGCCUGUCAAGAAAAGCUUGGAAAUGGUUCGAAAAGCAUCAGUCAGGACUGUCCAUUCACGCCGAAGCAAUACUAGCGUCAUCGAACCUUUGAACAGUACACGGUGCAGUUCUCAGAUCCCACGCUUAGGGUCGAUCCCCCAACUGGCUCCUCCAGAAUUGGGACCGCCGCUCACAUCUUCAGAGCUGAACCUCAGUCUUCGGUUUCCAGAUCAAUCUCAGACACUGUCUAGGCCGCCUCUUCGUGAAGUUCAAAGCUUCUUUUCCGACGAUAGCACGACCGCCUUGGCGCAGAAACAGCCAACAACUACUAGAAAGAAGUUUGACCUGCACAGCUUGCGGAGUGGUUUCACGAAGUCGUCCGGGUUGCUAGGAACGCGACAUAGCUCUACCCAGCAUGAGACCAGUACACUGAGGCUCUGCAAUUCAUACCAUAUGAAGACACAGCAGUCAUUCGAGUAUCCACAUCCGGACCUGGGCGAUACAGUUCCAACGUCGAAUUUUCCGUGCAAGCACCGAAACAUGCUGGAUCGGGUCAAGGGCUGGUGGAGGCGACGAUGCAUGCCGAAGACCUUGACUCUCAUUAGAAAGCGGAGUGAGCGGAACAAGUAA
Fonsecaea multimorphosa CBS 102226 is the source of this 3477-nucleotide messenger RNA. RefSeq lists its product as uncharacterized. Lineage: Eukaryota; Fungi; Ascomycota; Eurotiomycetes; Chaetothyriales; Herpotrichiellaceae. The record is from RefSeq and is a predicted model, not a curated record. The coding region runs from base 1 to 3477 and encodes 1158 amino acids. The transcript is spliced from 2 exons.